UCUGGGAAUGUUCCUGGAAAGACGAGCGCUCCGUCAACAAGGAAAACUAGGAAAGGAAACAUUGUAAACCGAAAAAACUCAGUGCCCAGACCCUAGACUGGUAAAGAGUACACACUGAUAGACUGCCAGGUCGUGCAUUUAGAGGGCAGCUCGUGACAUAUUGUGGAUUGUUUGUUGAAUAUAUCCCUGAAAAUAUCAUACAUCAUGCAGGAUACCAAACAAGUGCUCCAGAUCUUUCGUUGCGCUGUGUGACUCAAGGCUUCAGUUUGAAUUGCUGAGGACAUUAACUGUUUAACCAGUGCAGGAGUUAGGCUGCAGAAGAUCUUCUGAAAAGGCUAUUUCAAGGGUUAGACCUCUGGGGAUUCCAAGAACGCACUUAGGCUCGUAAAGGUGUCUAAAACAGAUUGAGAACCAUCGGAUGCCCAAAUCCUCCGGUGUACCAUCGCCUUCAGGCCCAAUGAUUAUUCCGACCAGUGCCCCCGACAAAUCCCUCAAUGCAGUCCGGCUAAAGGACAGCGAGCUGGAGCCACGUCGAAUUGAGUCAAGAGAGGAUGCCGCACGGUUGCAAAGAGCCAUGUCUCACCUUCAGGAGUCAGGCUGGUACUGGGGCCCCCUGACAGCUGCUCAGGCUAAGCAGGUUCUGAUUGAUGCUCCAGAGGGGACUUUCCUUUUGCGGGACAGCUCCUACCAGGGCUACCUCCUCACCCUGUCUGUGAAGACCAGCCUUGGCCCCACACACCUCCGUAUAGAGCACGCCACUAGCAUGUUUGGCUUCGACUCUGUAAUUGUGGCACGGCCACGACUGCGGAGGUUUGAGGGUGCUGUAGAUCUGGUGCAGCACUAUGCCCUGACUUACAAGCAUCUGGCCACUCAAAAUGACACAGGGGGGGGUAACCCUUCGGCCCCUACAGAGAAAACUCUGCAGCUCAAACUCACCCGGCCCCUCCAUAAAGUCUCCCCUAGUCUCCAGCACCUUUGCCGCAUCACUAUCAACCAGCAUUCUCGCUGUCACCAGGACUUACCCUUGCCUAGGCGGCUACAGGACUUUUUGCUGGAAUACCCUUUUGUGUUGUAGGAAAUGUUAAUCUGAUUUUUUGAUACUCCUGAAUUGUACUGUUAAAUCUGACAAUUUCGAUCAAUGUCCUAAUAUAGUGCUGAAAAUGGGCUUCCCCCCCACCUCAUCAGCUGUAUACAAGCUGGUUCCUAGAUUACAAUUUAGCAGACUUCUUUACAGAUAUCAGUGGCAAAAUGUACCUACUUGGGGUAUAUUAUUAUUUCCUGAAAUAUCACCACCUUAGGUUAGUUAAACUAAAUCAACAAUUGAGAGUACUGAAAUGGAAUGCUGAAAAAAUAACAUACAAAAGAAAAUAGAUAAGAGCUUUGUUAUUGUUAUAUAAACGGUAUUGAAGAAAGAUUAUUGCAUUAGAAAUGGACCACAUUCAUUAAAAACACAAUACACUAUUUCACCUCAUACCAUGGCUUUUAUUGUGGGGGAUUUUUGAUUAAUAUGAAUCAUGAAGAUUACCGAACCAUAGUCUUGCUGCAAAGGUGGCUGAUCUGAGUGUCCUAUCCAUUCCUAUUUUUUCUGAAUCCUGGAGUGUAACUUGGUCAUUAUCAAGGUUGUGUAGUUUCAGCUGAUCUCACUAACUUUUUGUUUUUUUAAAGACUGUCAUUGUGGUAAUCAAUUUCAGGUCCAACUUAGGUUUCCUUAUAGAUCUUUGAGAUGCUGAAAUAACCAUCUCUUGAACUGAGGAAUAACACAAUAAAAAACAGCAAAAUCCUGCUUGUGAAGCUUCCUCAUAUCCUUCAACACUGCCUUAUGUAUAAAUGAGAGUGUGCUUUCUAUCAUGGUUUAUUUGCGACCAUUUUGCAGAGCUAUUUGGAUUUGACAUUGAUAUGUUUUCAUGUGUGACAGUAGCCAAAUUAACUCCAUUAAUAUUGUUGUUCUUUUUUAUGAUGAUCACUGAUCUAUGUCUCAAAGUCGGGGGAAUUGGCCAAUUGAAACAAUAUAAGAAUGCAAUGCGAGAGAGUGUGCCAUGUUUUCUCUUUUUUUGUGGUUAUACUUUGGUUAAAUUGUUUAACAGGGAGCAUUAAAA
This is a messenger RNA of Salvelinus namaycush (lake trout), 2096 nucleotides long. RefSeq names its product suppressor of cytokine signaling 2-like. Gene Ontology annotation, cellular component: phosphatidylinositol 3-kinase complex. Gene Ontology annotation, biological process: phosphatidylinositol phosphate biosynthetic process; intracellular signal transduction. Lineage: Eukaryota; Metazoa; Chordata; Actinopteri; Salmoniformes; Salmonidae. The record is from RefSeq and is a predicted model, not a curated record. Bases 419 to 1075 code for a protein of 218 amino acids. Gene Ontology annotation, molecular function: 1-phosphatidylinositol-3-kinase regulator activity. The transcript has 4 exons.